AUGAACCAACUUCAAAUCGAAGAACUUCAACGUAAGUUGUAAAAAUUGCAACUUGAACGAAUGAAUGAGGAUUCAUCGGAUGAGGAGCCAACAUUUUAGUCUGUUUAAGGAAAACCUAAUGAUAAAUAACUUUUCUAAAAUCUCUCGAUAGAUAGUUUUGAGGUGUACACAACUUUGGGCACUGGCACUUUUGGACGUGUAAAACAAGUUCGCAUAAAACGUGAUCCAAGUCGACAAGUUUAUGCUUUGAAAAUAAUGAAGAAACAUGACAUCAUUAAAUUAAAAUAGGUGGAUCAUAUCAAAUCAGAAAAGAAUAUUUUGAAUGAAAUCCAGCAUCCAUUUUUAGUGUAAUUAAAAGGCUCAUUUUAAGACGCGAAAUGCAUUUAUAUGUUGUUUGAAUUUGUAUCAGGAGGUGAAUUGUUUUCUCGAUUGAGAAAAGAUGGCAGAUUUAGUUAGGAUAUUACAUUGUUUUAUGUAUCGGAGAUAUUACUGGCAAUUUAACAUUUGCACAGAAAGGACAUUGUUUAUAGAGACUUAAAGCCUGAGAAUUUGUUGAUUGAUAGGGAAGGACACAUUAAAAUAGCAGAUUUUGGAUUCGCAAAAAAGAUUAAAAACAAUCAUACUUAAACCUUGUGUGGUACGCCUGAAUAUUUGGCUCCUGAGUUGAUUUAAGGAGCAAAAACAGGAUAUGGAAAAUCUAUUGAUUGGUGGGCUUUAGGAGUAUUGAUUUUCGAGAUGUUAGCAGGUCAUCCUCCUUUUUAUGAUAUUGAGCCAACAAAUAUCUAUAAGAAGAUUUUAAAUGGCAUUAUAGAGUUUCCAAAGUUCUUACACGUCAGGGCCAAAGACGUUAUAAGGAAAUUACUAAAUUCAGAUGUUAAUAAGAGAUUGGGAUUAAAUUAGGAAGGGGCAGCUUUGAUGAAUCACAAAUUCUUUAGGGGUGUUCCAUGGCAAAAGGUUUUUGAGAAGAAAAUCCAGCCUCCAUGGAUACCUUUUUUAAGAAAUGAAACAGAUUCUCAAUGGUUUGAUAAGUAUCCAGAGGAAAGAGAUGACAUUCAACCAAUUGACGAUGAAAAAUAACAUAUGUUUGAUGAUUUUUGA
Molecule: messenger RNA, 1098 nt
Organism: Paramecium tetraurelia
Lineage: Eukaryota; Ciliophora; Oligohymenophorea; Peniculida; Parameciidae
Exons: 3
Biological process (GO): protein phosphorylation
Molecular function (GO): protein serine/threonine kinase activity; ATP binding
Source: RefSeq, a predicted model, not a curated record